AAAACACACCUCGCCGACCGAACCAUUUUCUUUCAUUAAUUUCUCACUUCAUUAUCAACAAAAAUUCUGGACAGCUAAUAAGCGAAAGGGAAAGAAAGAAAAGUGCUUCUUUUCUCUCUGAAACAAACAGCACUUAGUUAACCCCUCUUCACCACUCAAAUGCUCUUCUCCUCACUCUCUCAGGUUCUAUAAGAAACAAUUCUGGGCUAAUUGCAAUUUUCCCAUAUUAAAUUUCUGUUAAUUUCUUUAGCUUCUAUCUAUUGAAACGCUAAUUAGAACUCAUGAGUUUGGAUAGCGUGAGAAUGGCAACGUGUUUUGCACCUUCCAAUGCUAGAAAUUCAGCUGGGGUUUUGGCUGUUGUUGGAGGGAGAACACUGCUUGAGAGUCACAAUAGUAGACCCUGCUUCUUGAAAAUGCAGGAGAACAAGUGGGGGGUUUUUGGUGGCGGCAGGAAGUGUGGUUUGUUUCAAGUGAAGUGCUCUGGCUCGGCGAAUUCCCACAGCAGCAUCAACCACUAUCAUAGCAAAGAGAAAGACCCUUUUCUGGACCUGCACCCUGAGGUUUCACUGCUGAGAGGAGACGGAAGCCCCAGGCCGAGAAAGGAUGCGUCGGCUGGUGGAAAUGUGGCUGAGAGCUUAGACGAUGUGGUUACUCCAAAUAAUUAUAAUGAGGCGAAGAUUAAAGUCAUUGGUGUGGGUGGUGGCGGGUCAAAUGCAGUCAACCGUAUGAUUGAGAGCUCCAUGAACGGUGUGGAGUUCUGGAUUGUUAAUACUGAUGUUCAAGCCAUGAGAAUGUCGCCUGUCUUUCCUGAUAACCGCUUGCAAAUUGGGCAAGAGCUUACGCGGGGUCUUGGCGCCGGUGGUAACCCGGAGAUUGGCAUGAAUGCUGCUAAAGAGAGUAAAGAGUCAAUACAGGAGGCAGUUUAUGGGGCUGAUAUGGUCUUUGUUACUGCUGGAAUGGGUGGAGGAACUGGGACUGGUGCAGCUCCAGUUAUUGCUGGUGUCACAAAAUCAAUGGGUAUACUGACUGUUGGUAUUGUCACAACCCCUUUCUCAUUUGAAGGACGAAGGAGGGCAGUUCAAGCACAAGAAGGAAUUGCAGCCUUACGAGAUAAUGUUGAUACGCUGAUAGUAAUUCCAAAUGACAAGCUGCUGACUGCAGUUUCUCAAUCUACCCCUGUAACUGAAGCAUUCAAUCUGGCUGAUGAUAUUCUUCGACAAGGUGUUCGUGGCAUAUCUGAUAUUAUUACGAUACCGGGGUUGGUGAAUGUAGAUUUUGCCGAUGUUCGAGCUAUAAUGGCCAAUGCAGGUUCUUCGCUUAUGGGGAUAGGAACUGCAACUGGGAAAACAAGGGCAAGAGAUGCUGCAUUAAAUGCUAUACAGUCACCUUUACUAGAUAUUGGUAUAGAGAGGGCUACUGGAAUUGUAUGGAACAUAACUGGUGGAAGUGAUCUGACCUUGUUCGAGGUAAAUGCUGCAGCAGAAGUUAUAUAUGACCUUGUGGACCCCACUGCUAAUUUAAUAUUUGGAGCAGUAAUAGAUCCAUCACUCAGUGGUCAAGUAAGCAUCACAUUAAUCGCCACUGGAUUCAAGCGUCAAGAGGAAAGUGAAGGGAGACCCGUACAGGCCAGUCAACUCACACAGGGAGAUACCAUUGGUAUCAAUCGGAGACCUUCCCCAUUCACUGACGGCAGUUUGGUUGAGAUCCCUGAAUUCUUAAGGAAGAAAGGACGAUCCCGCUAUCCAAGAGUUUAAUAUUGAUCCCUUGCAUUUCUUUACCACUGGAUCAAUUUUUAGGGAUACAAAUAAAAUCGGUCUAGGUAUUAGAUCUCCUUUUUGCCCAUUGUUAGCAGUUUUAGGUAUGUAUUCUCGUCCAUACAGUUUGUUCAUGAAAGCUAAGUACUUUCCAAACUUCUGCUUUUAAGUUGAGGCUUGUUGGCAUAUUUGAACAUUUAGGCAUUAGCUUAUAUUUUUGUACAGAGAAUAUAUGAGUUAUGGUCAGGGCUUGUGAUUCAUGUUUGACAUUUUUUUACCAAUCACUUGAAGAUUAAUCAUUAUGAGAACCGCUAACCGAGUUAGCUAA
Molecule: messenger RNA, 2082 nt
Organism: Lotus japonicus
Lineage: Eukaryota; Viridiplantae; Streptophyta; Magnoliopsida; Fabales; Fabaceae
Product: cell division protein FtsZ homolog 2-1, chloroplastic
Exons: 8
Coding region: 282-1754 (490 amino acids)
Biological process (GO): chloroplast fission
Cellular component (GO): cytoplasm; chloroplast
Molecular function (GO): GTP binding; GTPase activity
Source: RefSeq, a predicted model, not a curated record